GUAGUGUCCUCGUGUUAAAAUUUGUAUUUGUUUUCUUACAUGGUGAGAAGUCCUGAACUGGCUCCUGGAUAGAAGGAUGAUGGAGGAAUGAAGAAAGGAGUCAGAGAAGUGAGGAAGGAGCUUUGAAUCGAGCUGUCAUCGUUCAGGGCCCCAGAAGCCUCAUUUAUAUUCGUGGCUGACCCAUCGAUGGCUCCUGUGCCUUUGGCAUCCUGUCUGGCUGGAAAAAUAAGGAUUUAUUUCCCAUGGGGUGACUGAAAUCAUUCUUGAGAGUUGGAUUAAGCUGGAGAUGUGGCUAGAAGAUGUGGCAACUUAUCUAAUACCAGAGGGACCAGAGGAUGUCAAGUUGCUCACAGGCAUCUAUAAAACAGACCAUUAUCCUGCUUUACCCAGUGGUGGCCUGGUGGUGGCUGAGGAACCAGCCUUGCUGGGGAAGAUUAAGGAAAGCUACUGUGUGCAGCUGAUGCCUAGCACACAGCAGUCUGUUGUCAGUGAAAUGGAGCACAGAGAAGCCUUUCCUCUUAGAAUAAGCCGGGCCAGGCUGUUUCUUCUGCAGACAGUCUACCAUGCCUGUUGACCUCCCUGCCACAGUGAGUCUAAACACCAGCCAGGUCUGGGAGCCUGUAUCUCUUGACAUUUCAGUCCUAUCUUUGACCAAGAGCCUUCGUGCGACAAGGUUCACUCUCUGGAGAUUGGGUAGUGAACAACUCCGGCUUUGUCCUUGUGUUCCUGGUGCCUAUACUCCAGAAAGCAUCCCAUGGCAGGGCACAACAAGUGGGCUCAUCUCUUCAUCUACUGCCCCCACCCCCUUGAGACAUCCUGCUGGCUUUGAACUUGGCAUGUAGUAGAGGAUGACAUUUAAACUUCCGGUCUUCCUGCCUCCGGAAGUGCUGGGAUUACAUCACCCUGCCUGGUCUAUUCGGUGCUGGGGAUCAAACCCAGGGCUUCAUGCAUGCUAAGCAAAUACUCUACUAACAGAGCUACAUCCCAGCCACUUCUUUUCCUUCGUGUGUGUGUGUGUGUGUGUGUGUGUGUGUGUGUGUGUGUGUGUGUUCAUGUGUGUAAGUGAAGCAUGGGUUUGUUACAUCACUGUUUGCAGAGGUCAAAGAACAACCUCUAGUAUGUUACCUUGUUUGAGGAGGACUGUCUUUGUUGCCUAUGGAUGUAUCGUCCCACCAUAGGACUGCUGGGAUUACAGAUAUGCGCUAUGGAACCCAGCUCUGUGUGAAUUCUGGGGUUCAAAACUCAGGUCCUUACACUUGUGUGGCAAGAACGUCACCCACUAGUACCGUCUCCCCAGACCGACUCUUCUCAUAAAGCCAACUAAUGUCAUCAUGGCGCUUUCCCCUGAUGGCUUCCUUCAGGCAUAAUUACUUUCCUAAACGAUCUACCCUUAAAUCCUGUCAAUACAGGACCUUGAGGAUUAAGUUCCCAACUCUUAGACUUGAAGAAUGUACAUUCAAACUACAGUAGUGUGUUCAUGGUACUGUGGGAUCAGAUUCCACAACUUCUCCUUUUGCAACCCUGAAAUUUUAUACUCAUUAGACGACUCCCACUGCCUGCCUUCCCUGUCUCUCAGGAGCUACCAUUCUACUGUUUCAAUGCAAACAGGUUUUGACUACUUUAGAUAUCCCAUCCAAACAGAAUCGGUCCAAACGUGCCUCCUUGUGACUGGCUUAUUUCACCUUGCAACAUGUCCUCAAGGUUCAUCCAUGUUGUAACCUGCAUUAGAAUUUCAUUUUGAAGACUUACUAGUAUUCAUGUAUUCAGUGUGCUGGCUAGUUUUAUGUCAACUUGACACAGCUAGAGUCUUCAGGGGAAGGGGGUGUCCCCUGAGAAAAUGCCUCUGUAAGAUCAGGCUGUAGGCAAGCCUGUCGGAUAUUUUCUUAAUUAGUGAUUGAUGGGGGAAGACCCAGCCCAUAGUGGGUGGUGCCAUCCCUGGGCAGGUGGCUCUGGGUUCUGUAAGAAAGCAGACUGAGCAAGCCAUGAGAAGUAAGCUAGUAUACAGCACUCCUUCAUGGCUUCUGCAUCAGCCUAUGUCUCCAGGUUCCUGCCCUAUUUGAAUUCCUGUCCUGACUUCCUUCAACGAUGAACAGAGACAUAGAAGCACUAGCCGUAAAUAAAUUCUCUCCUCCCCACAUUGCUUUGGUCAUGGUGUUUCGUUGCAACAGUUGUAACCCCAAGACAUAGAUACAUAUCUUCUGUGUAUCCAUUCAUCCAGAGGGCACGGGGCUACUUCAAUCUCUUGGAGUGAUUGUUAGGUUACAAUGUAGGUGGAUAGUAGAAGGGUAACAGUUAUCAGCAGAAAGACUAGAUUGGAUCUGUUGGGACUCAUUCAUGCUCAUGAGCUGCCAUGUCUGAAGACCCGGGUCAUCCCUCCUCCUCUGCUUUUAGAAGCCUUCCUACUCACACGGGCCACUUUUCUAAUCCACCACUUCCCCUUAGCAGUACACUAUCUGUGUAUCUUCUCUCUCGCAGUGACUUGAGGGUCCCCUGAGCAGUUUCCAGCCCUGUGAUGCCUGCUGCUCGCUGUUCCAGAGAGGAAGCCGGUGUAGAAGAAGAAGGGUGUUCUUCCAGUACACUGGAGGCUCUCUGGGGGGAAGUGUCUGUUUGAUUUACUAUUCCUGGUACUAUAAGUUCAAAUGUUUACAGAUAUAUUGAAAUUGGGAAGAAAGCAUCCUAUUCAUGAUGAAUAGAAUCUGUGAGGCCUUUCCUGAAAAAAAAAAAUUAACAGCAAAAUUUGACUUUCUUGGCUGGAGAAAGGUGUGUUGUGUGUGACUCUCGCUCUCAGUCGGGAGUCAGGCUCACCUGCAGCUGAGCUGGCACAGAACCCAGGGGGUUGUCAAAUAGGACCUGGGGCACAGACCUGGCUGGCACAAGAGGGUGGAGCAGGCGUCCCCCCAACCCCAGCCGGGUUUUACAAGGAGGCAGUCAUCCAGGAGGCACCCAGCCGAGCCCACCGGACUAGGCGGGCGGUGACCACCGUGCCGCUGGCCGCCUAGCCCCAGACAUUCCGCUCCUACCACUGGAAUGCGCAGACAGGGCUUCUUGUUGACCUUUGGCGGUUCCAGGGUCCCCGGUGGCAUGGCCCUCCAGGGGGCGGGGCGGGGCGGAGCCUCAUGAGCGGGACCUUUAAAUUGGCUGCCAAAGCGCGGCCCCACGCCGGCGCCUGACCUUGCAUGCCCCAGCCACCUCGCCGCUCACAGACCCCGGCUGGUCGCCUAGCCCAUCAUGUUGCUCCCAGCCCCUGCGCGCCACCUCCCGGGACUUCUGCUGCUGCUCUGGCCGCUGCUGCUGCUGCUGCUGCUGCCGCCCCCCGCCGCUCCUGGACCAUUGGCCCGGGCGAGCGUCCGAAGGCUGGGGACACGUAUCCCCGGGGGCAGCCCCGGGCAUCUUCCUGCUCGGGCGUCUCCCGCCCGUACGCCUUAUUCCGGGGCCCGCGGUGCAGGUGUUUGCAAGAGCCGGCCUCUGGACUUGGUGUUUAUCAUUGAUAGUUCUCGUAGCGUCAGGCCUCUGGAAUUCACCAAAGUGAAGACCUUUGUGUCCCGAAUCAUUGACACUCUGGACAUCGGGGCAGCCGACACGAGGGUGGCUGUGGUGAAUUAUGCCAGCACUGUGAAGAUAGAGUUCCAGCUCAACACCUACUCAGACAAGCAGGCCCUGAAACAGGCUGUGGCUCGGAUCACACCCUUGUCCACAGGCACGAUGUCGGGGCUGGCUAUCCAGACAGCGAUGGAGGAAGCCUUCACUGCGGAGGCAGGAGCUCGGGGCCCCAUGUCUAACAUCCCCAAGGUAGCUAUUAUUGUGACUGAUGGGAGACCCCAGGAUGAAGUGAACGAGGUGGCUGCCCGGGCCCGGGCAUCUGGCAUUGAGCUGUAUGCUGUGGGUGUGGACCGGGCCGAUAUGGAGUCCCUCAAGAUGAUGGCUAGCAAGCCCCUGCAGGAGCAUGUGUUCUAUGUGGAGACCUAUGGAGUCAUUGAGAAGCUCUCUGCUAGAUUCCAGGAAACUUUCUGUGCUCUGGACCCGUGUGUGCUGGGCACACACCAGUGUCAGCAUGUGUGCAUCAGUGAUGGUGAUGGCAGGCACCACUGUGAGUGCAGCCAAGGGUACAUCCUGAACGCUGACCGGAAAACAUGUUCAGCUGUUGACAAGUGUGCCCUCGGCACUCACGGGUGUGAACAGAUCUGUGUGAACGACAGAAAUGGCUCCUACCACUGCGAGUGCUAUGAAGGUUACACCUUGAAGGCAGACAGGGUGUCUUGUGCAGCUCAGGACCAAUGUGCUUCGGGUACACACGGUUGCCAGCACAUAUGUGUGAAUGACGGAGCCGGGUCCCAUCACUGUGAGUGCUUUGAGGGCUACGCUCUGAAUGCAGAUAAGAAAACAUGUUCAGUCCGAAACAAGUGUGCUCUGGGCACUCACGGCUGCCAGCACAUCUGUGUGAGCGACGGAGCAGCAUCCUACCACUGCGACUGCUUCCCGGGCUACACCUUGAACGACGACAAGAGGACAUGUUCAGACAUUGAGGAAGCACGAAGCCUCAUUUCCGUAGAAGACGCCUGUGGCUGUGAAGCCACACUGGCAUUCCAGGAGAAGGUCAGCUCCCAUCUCCAGAAGCUGAACACCAAACUUGACAACAUUUUGAAGAAGCUGCAAGUUAACUGAAUAUGGGCAAGUGCAUCGUUAAACUGCUCAAAACUUCUCGCCUGGAAACGUGGAGUGCUUGGUAUGCGCAACACUCAUUCUCUAAUACACUUUAUCUCUGAUGUUCCUGCUAAUAAUCUGCCAUUAUAAAUGCUUGACUAUUAUUCAGUAAACAGUAUGAGGGUUUCCUGGAGAAUCAGUAUCAUUUUUCAAGGAAAUAAAUGUGCAUACCCUUGUAAAGAGCAAGCUUUAGUGUCUCUAAGCUGUGACUGUGAAAUCAUUAAUGAGAUGAAAAGUGAAAAGUUUAAUGUUUUGUUAUCUACUGAUUGAGCCAUGUAAGUUUUAAAUGUUUAUAUUAGUAAGAUGAUCAUAUUCAUAAAACUUUAUGACUCUUUUCUCUUGGUCAUAUUUAUAAUACAAGCCAGCCUUACUAUUCAGAGUGCAAAUUUUAUGAAAUAUUUACAUAGAAAAAGUUCAAAUAAUUAAACCGAGGUGAAUAUAUUUAGAAUUGUUUAAUACUUGUUUUUUUGCUGAAAUAUUGUUAAAGCUACAAUCAAGGGAUUAUAAUACAUGUAUCUAAAAAUAAUUUACAGAGAUUAAGUGAAUGUUACAUGACAGUUUUGAUUCAUUUAUGUCAUAGAAAUUAAAACUAACAAGAGCUGGAUGUAAACUUAGGGUGCUAAGAUUUUUGCCAAGGGAAAAACCCCCUGAAUUCUAUCAUUUUGUUUUUGAGCAUGUAAUUGGCAAAAUUACAUAUUUAUAAAACUAGUGUAACAAGUAACAAGACCUAAUAUUAUCUUUUUUAAAAAUGUCGGUAAUAAGUCUAAUUUUUUUCACUCAAAAUAUACCUAAUACAUGUACUUUUUUAAGUGCAGUUUAUAACUUUUGGAAUAAAACAGUUCUUUAAACUUUGUGCUACUUGAUCUGUUUUGGUCUGUAUUGUUUUUAAUAUAAUAAAAGUUCCUAUCUUUCUAUAUUAA
Molecule: messenger RNA, 5621 nt
Organism: Peromyscus californicus insignis
Lineage: Eukaryota; Metazoa; Chordata; Mammalia; Rodentia; Cricetidae
Gene: Matn3
Product: matrilin 3
Exons: 11
Coding region: 3229-4662 (477 amino acids)
Molecular function (GO): calcium ion binding
Source: RefSeq, a predicted model, not a curated record